UUUAAAAAACCCACCCCAUUUAUUUUCAAUCUGAGACAAAGAAUUGCCAGGCAGCAAAGUCUCCACAAGCCAAACUCAGAGACCUUCUAGCUUUCCGAGCUCUUAACCAUCCAAAGUCAUGAGAAGUCCCUUUAAAAAAAAAGUGAAAUACAGUAUUGUGAAUCUUGAAAUUUGAAACCGAGAAACAGAAUUGCAGGGGAAAGAAGGAGGAAAACCUUGAACUCUUCCAGACAAUUGCUUCCAGGGGAGUUUCAGAAAGAAAAAGAAGCAGCAAACAGAAGAGGGGAACUUUGAAUGGCUUAUUUGUGAGGAGCCUCCAGGAACUUUUUGAAGACAAUUCUUCUUGCUUUUCUGGAUAUGAUGGCUAUUGUGGAGCAAAGAGCCCUAAGGAUUGGCUUCAAGUGUCUCUCUUUAGCUACUUUUGUGCUUGUUUGUGCUGGACAAGGUGGAAAUAGGGAGAAUGGGGGUCCUGCCUGCUAUGGAGGAUUUGACCUCUACUUCAUUUUAGACAAAUCCGGAAGUGUCUUACACCACUGGAAUGAAAUCUACUAUUUUGUGGAACAUCUGGCCCAUAAAUUCAUAAGCCCUCAAUUGAGGAUGUCAUUUAUAGUGUUCUCAACUAGAGGGUCGAUUCUAAUGAGGCUAACUGAAGACAGGGAACAGAUUCGCCAAGGCUUAGAAGAGCUACAAAAAGUCCUGCCUGGAGGAGACACGUACAUGCAUGAAGGGUUUCAAAGGGCCAGUGAGCAGAUUUAUUAUGAAAAUAUGCAAGGAUAUCGGACUGCCAGUGUCAUCAUUGCUCUGACAGAUGGAGAACUUCAUGAAGAUCUUUUCUUUUAUGCAGAGCGGGAGGCUAACAGAUCUCGAGAACUAGGUGCAACUGUCUACUGUGUUGGGGUGAAAGAUUUCAAUGAAACCCAGCUGGCUCGAAUCGCUGACAGUAAGGACCACGUGUUUCCUGUAAAUGAUGGCUUUCAAGCUCUGCAAGGGAUUAUAGACUCAAUUUUGAAGAAAUCAUGCAUUGAAAUUUUAGCAGCUGAGCCCUCAAGCAUAUGUGCAGGAGAAUCAUUCCAAGUGGUUGUAAGAGGAAAUGGAUUUCGUCAUGCCCGCAACGUGGACAGAGUACUCUGCAGCUUUAAGAUCAAUGACUCCGUCACACUCAACAAGAAGCCUUUUACUGUGGAGGAUACUUAUUUGCUCUGUCCAGCCCCCAUCUUAGAAGAAGUUGGCAUGAAAGCUGCACUCCAGGUCAGCAUGAACGAUGGUCUCACUUUCAUCUCAAGCUUUGUCAUCAUCACCACCACACACUGUUCCGAUGGCACCAUCCUGGCAAUUGCUCUGUUGAUUCUCUUCCUGCUCUUGGCCCUGGUUCUUCUCUGGUGGUUUUGGCCCCUUUGCUGCACAGUGAUAAUCAAAGAACUUCCACCACCUCCAGCAGAGGAAAGUGAGGAAGAAGAAGAUGAUGGAUUACCUAAGAAAAAAUGGCCAACAGUCGAUGCCUCUUAUUAUGGUGGUCGGGGGGUUGGAGGCAUUAAGAGGAUGGAGGUUCGGUGGGGAGAAAAGGGAUCCACAGAAGAAGGAGCCAAGCUAGAGAAGGCCAAGAACGCUCGAGUCAAAAUGCCAGAACAGGAGUAUGAAUUCCCUGAGCCUCAAAAUCUCAACAACAAUAUACGCAGAACCUCUUCGUCUCGCAAGUGGUAUUCUCCAAUAAAGGGAAAACUUGAUGCCUUCUGUGUCUUGGUACGGAAAGGUUAUGACCGAGUGUCAGUGAUGCGUCCUCAGCCUGGUGAUAGGGGACGGUGCAUCAAUUUCAUGCGAGUGAAGAACAAUCCACCUGCCAAGUACCCACUCAACAACACCUAUCACCCCACUUCUCUGCCUCCUGCCCCCAUUUAUACUCCUCCACCUCCUGCUCACCUCUCCACUCCCCCACCUCCUAGCUCUCCCACACCCCCCACACCUAGUCUACCUUCCACACUUCCCCCACCUCCUCAUGCCCCACCCCCCAACCGAGUGCCACCACCCUCUCGUCCCCCACCUCGACCUUCUCUCUAGAAUCCAGAAAAUAUCCUUCCAGCUCUCUCAGAUGCCUUGGGGAAGAAAUCCCACUACAGUAUUAUCGUAUACACCUUCCAAGUCAAAGAGGGCUUUUGUUUUCAGAAAUGGGUGGCAAUCAAAGAAAUCACACACACUUUUUUUUUUAAUUUAGAAGCAAUAAUAAACUGACAACUUCAGAGCCAGCCAAAAGAAAAAGAGAAGUUUGAAAGUGCCUUUUGAAAGAGCAGGCAGGCAGGGAGGCAACAUAAGUAAUGUUGUCUAAUCUCCACCUCUGGAAGGAGGACAUUAUGAGAUUUUCCCUGGGGUCCGAAGAGAAUCAGCAUGUUCUUUUUUACAAUGCAAUCCUGUAAAUCAUGAACCCACAAUUCAUAGCCUUUAUAUGGCCUAAAUGGGAAUAUGUCCCAUGGAGACUGGCAAGGAAAUAAUUUCCUUGUACUUGAAAUGCAACGUGUGAUUAGAAACCAUAUUCCUGGAAUUCUCAAUGACUUUCCCCCAAUUCUACUGCACUCCAUGCCCAUGCUAGCCUUGACCUUGAGAUUUCAGGAAUUAGUCUUCUGACUCUUGCAGAGUUGUAACAUACCUUUUAAAUCAAAGGAGGGUUUGGGAGUUUUGUUUUGUUUUGUUUUAUAUUGAUUUCUAGCAAGAAUCAGUCAGUCAGCUAUGCCAUAGAAGAGUUUGAAACUCAAUUGGUGGACAUCUGAUAAGUAUACCAUUGAAGAGCAUUGAAGAAGGUUAUAAAGACCAAAUAUCUUUCCCUGCCUGGACCAUGACAGCCACAGUGAAGUGGAAGCAAGUGUUUGUUGAUGGAUUGGGGUAUGUUGCUUUGUAGAAGUGAAAAUAAUUAAAAGUCAUUCAGAGAAAAUCAGCGUGUGUGUAAAACAGGAGCCAAUUGCUUCAAAAAUUUAAUGAAUCCCAGAAGGUCAGAGUUGACAAGAUACCAACCUCUUCAUUUUACAGACAAGGAAACUGAGGCUCACAGAGGUCCAGUGGCUUGUCCAAGUCACAUAUGUACUAAUUAGAGGUAUGAAGCCAGGAGUCAGAAAUCAAGUCCUCUGAUUAUAUAUCCAAUACUUUUUCCAUUUCAAAUAAACUUUGUAUAAAAAAAGGAAAAACUUAGUAAGGGGACCAGGCCUUUCAGUCCCACUGAAAUAGUUCUUAAAAUCUGGAGCUCAUCAGGAGUUAGUAUACCACCAGCUUUCCCAUACUCUGAUCUUCAGUCAGAUUGUAUUUCUUAUGGUUACCUUAUGCCCUAAUCAUUUAAUGACUUCCAUUCAUGUCCAGAAUCGCAGGUUAGCUAAGGCUUUCUGAGAUGUGUGGCAUGAAGAAAAGAUGCACUCAGGGUUUGUUCCUUCCAAAUUGAAAAUGAAUCUACCUUCCCAAAAUGUAAUCAUUAGAAUUGGUUCCCAUAAAUCAAGAUUUAUUUUUAAGUGUCAUUUCAAACUGAACCUUUAACGUCUAAAUGAUUCUAGCUUAUUGUUAAGGGAAGUGGAAGGGUGGAAUAAAAAAGGUAUGGGAGGAGGUUUGGUGUUGGAAUAGGAGGCUCAUUCCCAAGCCCUUUGGGUACUAUGAAAAAUAUGAGGGUGUUUGUGUAUAUAUUUCUUCUCUGGUGUUCAAGAUAAUCAAGUCCAUCCUUUAUCAUCUGUUGGCCAAAGUGAAGUCAGGCCAGAUGUGCAAUAUAGAAGUAGGUCAGUAAGGAAUACAUUGGCUGCAAUUUCACAAGCAGACCUUGGGCCCACCCAGCUCUAUGGCCUAACCUAGAAAAGGCUAUAAGUCAACUUUCUGAACAUCUGCCUUCAUUACACAGUACUAGAAGGAAAUCAAGAUAGCUUACAGUGAUAUUCUCUACCCUACCCAGUUUUCCUUCUCUUUUCCUGCAGGCUGAGUAGAGGGUUAAAAAUGUGGCUCCCUACACAAUAUAGGGUGAGGGGAACCACAAGAGGCCCUGACCCUUCAAAAUUACUCAAACCCCAAAUAACUUACUGUGAUAACUGAAAUUCCUACUAAUCACUGCUUUUGGUUCCAUGGCAUAUAUUCCCUGAGAGGAAUUUCAUGUUAAAAUGCAAGAAUCUACUUUGGUUUAGAUUAGCUAAAAUGCCACAAUUUCCUUGGGGAAUGUGAAAUUUUUAACCCAGCAAUCCACCUGUCUUAAACUUAGUAAUUAAAUCCUAUUGAACUGCCCUAGAUACAUAGAGAUUAAGGGACUGGCGCGGGGUCAUAUCACUACCAAGUCAGAACUUCAUAUAGUUACUAAGGAUUGGACCCAGGUUUUCCUGAUUCUAAGCCUGGUAUACAUUCCGUCAUAUUGCUUGUUAUUUGAAUUAGUAUAUCAAAUUAUAUUCACAGACCUAAAAAGUCAUAACCCCAUGUUUUACAGAAGUAAACUCCUUCUCAAUUUUGCCUAGAAUGUGCCCUGUCUCUUAGGAAAUCAUCAGAUAUCAAUGCUGAAAGGGAUCUUAGAACAGAAAAAAAGAAUGUGUCAGAGCUAGAAGAGAACCCAGAACAUUGAAUGUCAGAGGUGAAAAGAACUGUAGAGAUGAUUUGGUCCAAACUGCUACCCAGUUAAAAACUGAAACCCAGAAAGAAAAUGAGACUUAUUAAAAGGGGGUAGUCAGAGACAGAAUCCAGAUCGCCUCACUCUAGCUCUUGCUACCACACCAAGCUGCCUUCUACCCUUCGAGGAAUUUUUCAGGAUUUCCUUUAUAACUAGAGAUUCCAGUGUUUUAGAUCUUGGCAGAUUGUUUCCCCCUUCCCCAUUUCCAAAGAGAACUUCACCUUCUGCUUUUUAUGAACAUAAUUUUGGAAACAGGGCCAGACAAUCCCUGUGCUGUCCUGAAUGAUACCACUGAACACUGGAUCCCAGACACCAGCUGUCCUAUUUUGUAGGAAAGGAAAUUUCUAACUGGCUUCCAAUCCGUUGAGGUUGGAGAUUAUCAGUCUCAUCCAUCUGUUUUGUCUGCUGGCAGCUCAGAACAGAAUUUUCCCAUCCCCUGGGCGGUAGUGGUCUCUGCAAUAGCAGUAGCAAACACUGCCCUUCUCCUUCAAUAUCCUGCCUAGAGGACCCCUCCUGGUGAUGGUAGAUAGGGCUCAAGAUCUCAGAACUGGGACUACUAGAUGGUCCCCUCAAAAGCCAUGUGAUGCAGUAUCCCCUGAGCUGGGUCAGGCAUCUUUUUUUUAUAUGCUUGUACUGUGGUAAUGUGGAAUAAUUUCAUAAAGGAUUGGCAGUGUUUGUUCUUCAAAUGUGAAAUUUUUUUAAAAAAACCUUUGUGAAAACUACCUUCCUCCAAAAAAAAAAUCAAGCAUCAAAUGAUAUAGCAAUGAUGUCAAAUGAUGUCUUCAGUCAUUCAUGAUGGUCAGGAGUUGGGCAAAUUUAUAUACACUCUAGUGAUUGAACCAUUAUUUUGUUAACAAUCUAUUAAAUACAGAAAAGUAUUUCAUCAACCAUUUUAUAAAACAUGUCAGGACAUAUGAGAGUCAGCAUCUCUAAAUGAAAGAAGCAGAAGACAUACAAUUGUGAUCAGAAAAAUACACAAAAUGAUUUUUCAAAGCCCAUGUUGGAGUCCAGUUCCAAAUUCAUGUUGUAUAUAUUCUUAAUGCAUGCUUACCAUAUGUUAGAUGGAAGCAUUUCCUAUCCAAUGUGGAUAAAGAGAACAGUUGUAGUAAAUUAUUUUAAAGUCAGUGAUAUUUCACGGCAGGUACCAAGCUGUGCUUGUUUGUUGUCUCAUGAUUGUAUUGCUUUUUUUAUAUAAAUGUAUAAAUAUUUACUAAAGGGACGAGAACCUAUUUUGCAUAGCAUUAAUUAGAAUGGAUUGUGAGUUCCAAUCUGCCUCCAACAGGUCAAGCUGGCUUGUGUGUAGCCUGGGACUUACAGAUGUCAACCUAUGCUACAUUUAUAUACCAGCUUUACCUCCUACAAGGCUUAAUGGCUUGAAUAUAUAAAUAGCAAACUUAGGAGGUAUUCUGGCCAGAAUUUGCUCUGUUAGAAAUAUUCUUAGAAUGAACAUAAAUGAUCUCCUAAGCACAAGAUAGAAAAACAUAAACAUGUAGCACUUAGCACAGUGCCUGAAACAUAGUAGAUGCUUAAUAAAUGUCUAUCGAUGAUCAUUGAUCAAUUGAUAUACUAACCUAGCACAGAUUUAAUUAAAAAAAUUAAUGCCAUGUAAAUAAGGUUGAACCAAUUCGUGUAUUAUAUAUAGAUAUAUCCAAUAAAAUCCCAUUUAUCCAGAAUGGUUGGGGAGGAGGUAUUCUGAUUCAUCGAACAUUCUAGUUAAACUGAAUGUAACUGUAUAUACCAUACAUGCAUUAUCAAUUUUCAAAGAAUUAAACUAUUAUGAAGUACACUUAGCACUAUGCUGAACAUAUUUCAUCCUUCUUUGGUUAUUCAUAUGGCACUUUGGAAACUUUCAGUCCUCAAAGUCAUUGUUAUAAACAUCCAUUAUCUUUGUACAAUACUGUAGAGGUAGAAGAUAUGGGAUAUUGGGUAGAAUCUGUACUAUGACAUACUCUAGAAGUUGCUUUUUAAAAAAUAAAUCUCAAAUGUCAUCUUGUUUGUCAUUUGUCUCUUUUCAUACACAAAGAGUAUAGGUAAUGCUAAUGAAUGAACUCCAGAGAAUAAUGGGUAAUCUGCCUUUCUAAAAAUGUAAUCACUGUAGCAAAGCCUUUUCUCAAAUUGUUCUGCCUCUUUGCUAAAAUGUUUCACUAUCUUCAUUGCUGUUCUUCAUCCUUUAAACAUACAAUAUUCAAAACUUUUCCAAUUAUCUCUCCAUGCUUCAGCUUCUUUCUCAGCAUAAAUGCCAUCUUUCCAGUGAAUCUUUCUCUGCCAUAAAUGCCCAGGAGAAAGUGAUUGUAUCCUUCUUGAAUUUCCUAUAGUACUUUGUCUAGACCUCCUCUUUGUCCUUACCCAGUUCCCUCAUGUAUCAUAAUUAUUUGAAUGCAUCUUUCCUGACCCUUCAUUUCCUUUUAGACUGUGAGCUCCUCAGGAGCAGGGAUUAUUUUUCAUAUCUCUUUGUAUUCCUGGCACUGAGCACAGUGCCUUGUACAUAGUAGGCACUUAAUAAAUGUUUGUUGAAUUUGU
This is a messenger RNA of Monodelphis domestica (gray short-tailed opossum), 7129 nucleotides long. It is a transcript of the gene ANTXR1, whose product is annotated as ANTXR cell adhesion molecule 1. NCBI's taxonomy places the organism in Eukaryota, Metazoa, Chordata, Mammalia, Didelphimorphia, Didelphidae. Gene Ontology annotation, cellular component: cell surface; plasma membrane. The record is from RefSeq and is a predicted model, not a curated record. Gene Ontology annotation, molecular function: transmembrane signaling receptor activity.